AUGGCUGCGAUAUCUCCUGUUGUGGCUAGCGCGAUUAGAGGCAGCACAUUUGCGCUGUCCUGCAAGAGCAACGCCACGAAUACCGUUUCCCAGCGACUCGCUAUUCGUCGAACGCGAUAUGAUGGUCUUCGCAAUAAGGGGAACAGUGUUCCAGGUAGAGGCAUGCGAUCAGCACGACUGAUCGAACGAAACGCACGGGCCAAGCUCCACGUGUCAGUCGCUGCAAGCCUUGAGAUUGACAUGGACUUCGCCCCUCCGCCUAUCGACGGCGACCUGACGGAGACGAUGGAAGAUUAUGGAGCGGAGUUUGAUGCGGAAGGAGUGCCUGUGACGUUCAACAACAACGAUGACGACGCCACUAAUGCAGCCCUCAACUCUGUCGCUGUCUUUGACAUGUCUCACUUCGGCAGAAUCAAAGUAUCUGGGGAAGACCGAAUUCGAUUCCUGCAUAACCAGACCACGGCUGACUUCAACUCCCUCUCCCCUGGACAGGGAUGCAUGACUGUGUUUGUGUCACCAACAGCCCGAACCAUUGAUCUCGCCACUGCAUGGGUUAUGGCCACUUCUGUUAUUCUCACAGUCUCACCCGGCAAAGCUCAGAAGCUGGUUACCACAAUGGACAGGUACAUCUUCCCAGCGGACAAGGUAUCAGUGGCGGACAUUUCAGACCAGACCAGGCUGCUUGCCCUCAUCGGCCCUCAGGCACCCACGGUUGUGGAGAAGCUUGGUCUGAGCCAGCUGCUGGGGCAGCCGGAAGGGACCCAUGCACACUUUGCUGUUGAGGGGGCGCCGGCAACAGUGGGUGUGGGCAGUGGGCUGGGCGCCUCUGUGCCUGGGUUCCUGCUCAUGCUGUCAGCUGACGUGGCGGGUCGCGUGUGGAGCCACCUCACCGACGGGUUUGGGAUCACCCCGAUUGGUGCGGCCGCGUGGGAGAGGCUGCGAGUCCAGCAAGGGCGCCCCAUGCCGGGGUCGGAGCUGACGGAUGAGUUCAACCCACUGGAGGCAGCUCUCUUCCAAUGCAUCUCCACCACCAAAGGGUGUUACAUGGGCCAGGAGACCAUUGCCAGACUGAUUACAUAUGACGGGGUUAAGCAACAACUGUGGGGCCUCCGCCUCGCCAACCCAGUCUCUGUUGGUGCAAUUAUUACAAACAAGGAAGGAGCAAAGAUUGGCAAGGUCACAAGUUGCGUCCACGGCCCUCAUGUUCAUGAUGGCACAACCUCGUGCGAAUACCAUGCCCUCGGAUACCUCAAGAGGCAAGAGGGUGGAGAGGGCACUGUUGUGCUUGUGGAGGGGCAAGAAGCUGCAGUCACUGACCUUCCUUUUGCUCAGAGAAACCUCAGUUAG
Molecule: messenger RNA, 1347 nt
Organism: Closterium sp. Yama58-4
Lineage: Eukaryota; Viridiplantae; Streptophyta; Zygnematophyceae; Desmidiales; Closteriaceae
Source: the annotation of a GenBank genome assembly